Molecule: messenger RNA, 2691 nt
Organism: Metopolophium dirhodum (rose-grain aphid)
Lineage: Eukaryota; Metazoa; Arthropoda; Insecta; Hemiptera; Aphididae
Product: serendipity locus protein alpha
Exons: 10
Coding region: 297-2111 (604 amino acids)
Biological process (GO): cell-cell adhesion; cellularization; cell migration
Cellular component (GO): adherens junction; catenin complex; membrane
Molecular function (GO): beta-catenin binding; actin filament binding
Source: RefSeq, a predicted model, not a curated record
AAUAAUAAUAAUAUUAUAACCACAGAAAUAUAGAUAGUUGUGUAAAGAACUUCUUUAUAAUCUUGGUUAUGUUGUAUGGUUGAGUACUUGAGUAGUUAACAUCACGAUUCAUGGUCUUCUAUAAUAGAGGUUGAUAUCGUGAUAUCGUUCCGCUGUUAUCGUAACUGAACACAACCGUCGUUUGAAAAUUCUUAAAAGAUUUUUCUAAUUCGAAAUUAGAGAGUUGGAUCACAUACAAUUUUUAACAUUGAUUUAUUUACUUAUUUACAAUUUUGUAGUCCUAAUUAUAAAUUAUAAUGGAUGAUUUAUAUUUCAAAAUUAAUAUCGUUUUAAAUGAGUGUUCUAGAUAUUUAUGUAAUUUUGAGAAAAAAGAAUUUCAUGAAUAUAAAAUAAUAUUCAUAGAAUUAAUAAACGGACCACUCCUUCAAUUUGUAAAAUCAAUUCAAGUUUUUUUAAAAACAUUUAAAAAUAAAAAUGUUUACAUGCUUUGUGUAUGCUUAAGUCAAAUUCAAAAAUGUCUCCUCUUGUAUGAAACAACUAUAUCAGAACAAAAUAAAGUUCUAAACUUUGAAAAGGUUUUAAGCAUGUACAUAAUUAAGCGGAUUCAAAAAUGUUUUUAUAAGUUGGAAGACUGUUUGGAAAUGAUAGAUUUAACUGACGUGGAUGAACAUCCAGGAAAAUUCAUCGAUCAAAUGAAUAUUGUUUUAAAUGCGCUAAGCAAUAGGGAUCAUUUUGAACUUAUUAAAUCUAAUAUCAAUAAAAUUUUAUUUCAAGCUAUAACUAUUGCUAAAGUUGCAGAUACAAUAGACAACUUAGAAAUAACAUCUUCAUCUAAACAUGUUUUAACAGCGAUUCAACAAUUCGAAAAGAUAAAUAUCAAUGAAACUGAUAGUUUUUUCCGAUAUGAUUAUUUAUCUUCCUCAUUAUCUAUUCUUGAAAGAAGAAUUAAUACAUCAGUUUUGCAUCUUAUUUUUAAGAUUUUUAAUGAUCCAUUUCUUACUAUCAAAAAACUGAUUAAAAAGUGUGCAGAUUCUGUUGACACUCAACUAAGAAGUUCAUCAGAUUUACACAAUAUGAUUUGUGAUUUGGAUAAAUAUACUGACAUACUAAUUCAGAUUGGACUAUUUUCUGUGGCCUGUUGUAAAAAUGAUGAAUAUGUUAUUCCUUUAAAAUCGUGUAUAUCAAGCUUGGAACUUUUGGACAGUGAUAUGGUACCAGCUAUUAUUGAGUUUUAUUUAGAUCCGACUUCAUUAGUGAAAAAAACAUUUUUAAAGCUGCUAAUAAACCAUUGGGUUUGUGAGAUUUGUGAAAUACAAAAUCUUCUAGACAAAAUCGUCGAUCCCUAUGCAUUCAUUCAAACAACAAUAGAAACUUCUAUGAAUAUUAUUGAUACUAUCCAAAAGAGUGAUCCAAAUGCCAACAUGGAUUUAUAUGUAUAUUUGUUAAAUGGAAUGAAUAAUUUUUCAAAGUUUAUUGAAAAAAUAUUUACACUGGCCCUUUCUGAAAAUAAAGAACUUUCUAUGACUUACAAGCAGUAUAAAAAUGCUCUGAGAGAGUAUAAUGCAUGUUUAAUCUAUAAUCAAAAAACAAGUCACAGUUAUAAUGAUUCAACUAAAAAUCAGUUACUUAAAAGAUGUGCAAUUGUAAUCAAAUAUUUGAAAAAUAUUCAAACUAUAAUUUCUGAUAUGCUGGAAGAUAAAAGUUUGUCUGAAUUAGAAAAUACAUAUUAUAUUUUAUCUAAGACAAAACAAUCCUCGCUGAGUUUGUUACAAAAUGAUGACCUAGAUAAUAAUGAUGAUCUGAAUUUGUUGCUUACAACUAUUCAAGGUCAAAAAUCAUUCUACAAUAAGUCAGAACGUAAAAUUUCUAAUAAACUGUGUCAUCAAGAUUAUAAUUGUUUACCCUCUACUAAUGAAACAACCUAUGAUAAUAUUGUUACAAUGGAUCUUACAAACAUUUUAGAUAACUUUAUUCAUGAGUCAUUCAAUAUGAAUAAGGAUAAUAUAAAUAAAGUAAAUAUAUGGGAAGAAAUAGGUAUUGAUACUCCUACAAGAAUACAAGAUCUAGAAGAUGUUGAUAAUAAGAUUAUAAGUGUUAAGAAAUGCUGUUAAAACACCAAUUUAUUUUAAAUCAAAUUGUUACAAAUAUAAUGUAAUUUAACAUCUGAUUAAUUGUCUAAUUUAUCAAGUAAAAUUAUAACAUAUUGUAUUUUGUGUUAAAUGUAAAAGCUAUUGACAAACAUUGAGAAUAGAUUAAAUAUAUUUUUAAUUUUAAUAUAAAAUAUAUCAUAAUAUAGUUUUUUCAGGAUUCAAUAAAGAAGAAAAAAAUCGAAUUUAUCUUAAAUAGUAUAAAGAAUGAAAAGAUAUUAAUUAAAUUUACAUAGUUUGUAAUGCUUUAAUUUUGUUUUAAUAAUAUAUAAUUAGUAGUGUAAAAUCAAGUUUGAAUUACUAGAAAUGCCAUAAUUGGCCUUAUUAUAUACUUUUUAUUCUAUAUAAUCUACAUGUACACUGUGUGCCCACAGAAACAGGGUAUACUUUAUAACUUUGUCAGUACCCUAUACAUAAUUUCAUGUUUUAUACAUUAUGUCUAUGUAUGUAAUUUAAAACAUAUAGGGCUGCAUCAUUUUAGAACUGUAUUCAUAUUUUACGCUGGGUUCAUUUAAAUUUAAAUUUGAGUGUAAAUGUGCUUAGG